UUUGAGACCGACGACGUCGACUGCUUGAGUUGUACAUCUCUGCACGUCUACGCAGUGCGAAAGUGGGAUAUGUUUAACUAAAUAUGUAGACAAACAGCCGUUAUUUUGUGCUGCUCGACUCGGCCGAUUCAAACUCAACCAAAACUUUUUAUUUUCGACUUACAUUUCUUUGUCAUAAAACGAUUACUGCAAGUAGUACAUUUCGGCGGCUCGUUUAAAAAAUGGAGCUUAUAAUAAACUCAGGAGCCAAAUAUGCCAAGCUAUUAAUGCCUAGAAUCCAGCAGUCGACAUCAAAAUUCUUGCCAGCGAUACAUCAUGUGCAAAUUUGCUCUGCCAGUGAGCAGAUGCAAUUUUCAGAUUACCAUAGGUACCGUCAUUGUCAAUCAAAUGUUCAUUGCAAUUUGAAGAAUCUAGGAUUACUAGAUUUACCAAAACUGAAUGUAUGUAAAUAUGAACUGAGUGCAGUUAAAUAUAGCACAUCAACUAAGCCUGAGAGCUCAACAAAGGAUGCAACAUGUGAGAAAGUGUGUCAUGAGCCUCCAGCUGCUGCAAAGCCAUCAAUAUUUCAAAAAAUGAAACAAUUAGGAAAAGACUAUUGGCAUAUUCUUAUACCUGUACAUGUUGUAACAUCUAUUGGAUGGGCAUCCAUCUUUUAUAUUGCAGCUAAAAAUGGAGUCGACAUUGUUGGCAUUUUGGAAUACUUAAAAUUGAGUGAAGAAUAUUUAGAGAAGAUACGAGGGUCCAGUGCUGGUCAUUGGGCUGUUACUUAUGCUUUAUACAAGGUAUUCACACCAGUCAGAUAUACGGUUACUGUUGGAGGCACAACUAUGUGUAUAAGAUACUUGAAUAAAUGGGGAUACAUGAAAUCAAGUGAACUUGUAGAGUACGCAAAAGCCAAAAAGGCUAGUGUAGUCGAAAGGAGAAAUCUGAAGAAACAGUCAAAAUCGUAGCAUAGACUGUAGUAGACUCUGAACUUUAUGAAGAACAGAGCUAACAUGCUGUAAAAAUGAAGUAUGUAUCAAACAAGCAAGUGUGAACUGCUUUAACUAAUAAUGGCUAUGUCAUUCAAGAUUUUAUAUAACUAUGUUCCAAUGAACUGUUGAAUUUAGUUUUUGAAAUGUAUAUGUAGAUAAGAAAAAUGUACAUAAGUCCUCUAUAUUUUCCAUUUUUAUUGAUGUUUGUAAGUAAUGGAUAAAUUGCAGUGUUCGAGUGCAAUAUAAGCUAUUAAAAUUAUAAACUUAAUCAGGCUUAAGGACUGUUUGUUAAAUAAAAACCCUUACAAACUA
Trichogramma pretiosum is the source of this 1286-nucleotide messenger RNA. RefSeq lists its product as uncharacterized. The record is from RefSeq and is a predicted model, not a curated record. Gene Ontology annotation, cellular component: mitochondrion. Lineage: Eukaryota; Metazoa; Arthropoda; Insecta; Hymenoptera; Trichogrammatidae. Bases 222 to 950 code for a protein of 242 amino acids. The transcript has 6 exons.